This is a messenger RNA of Cercospora beticola, 1809 nucleotides long. RefSeq lists its product as uncharacterized. Lineage: Eukaryota; Fungi; Ascomycota; Dothideomycetes; Mycosphaerellales; Mycosphaerellaceae. The record is from RefSeq and is a predicted model, not a curated record.
AUGUUCGUUACCAACCUGCUGUUUCAGCUUGCACUAGCAUGUUGUGGCUUUGCGCGACAGAUCCGACAGCAGGUCAUAGUCGAUAACGUCUUCGGCCGUGGCGUGUCGUACCAGGGAUUCUACUACGAUAAUUUCGAAGCUUUUCUCGGCAUCAGAUAUGCUGAAACCACUGGUGGAAGCAAUCGCUUCAAGGCUCCCAUUCCCUUUCAACCACAGUCGAAUACUGUGAACGAUGCUGUUGAUCCUGGACGGCCCUGUUUGCAGAGACAGUUCAACGGAACGAUAUCAGCAGACUGCUUGAAGCUGAACAUCUGGCGGCCGAAGGGCACGACUGCAGAGGCGAAGUUGCCUGUUAUGGUGUGGAUUCAUGGCGGAGGCUUCGUCGAAGGAGGCAAAGACUCGAGUGCUACGUUUCCUGGGGGCUUGAUCAAUGACAGUAUCGCCAAUGGCCAGCCAAUCAUUCACGCCUCUAUGAAUUAUCGCCUUGGGGUCUUCGGUUUCGCGCAAUCGAAAUACCUCAAAGAUACGGGUAACGAGAACGUCGGUUUGCGAGAUCAGCGGCUUGCUCUUGAAUGGAUACACGACAAUGUCGCUGCUUUCGGCGGCGACCCGGACAGGAUUGCUAUCCACGGACAGUCUUCUGGUGCUGUCGCCGUGGCAAUGCAAGUCCUGGCUUACGGCGGCUCGAAGCCUGCUCCUUUUCGUGCCGCCAUCUGUCAAAGUCAAGGGCCAGAGCCUGGUACCACGGGAAACUAUACAAGGAACGCUCAAGCUGCCAUUCUGGCGUACACAGGCUGCGAUCGUUUCGACUAUGACUCGAAGGAAGCCAUCGAUUGUCUUCGGAAUAUCUAUGGCCUGGAUCUGCGUGAUGCGCAGAAUGGCACCGCGUGCCAGGAUACUUGCGAGGGGGAAUCACCGAAAGCUGGGUCCGAAGGAAAUGUAAGCUCGGCGCAGGAAACUCCUCCUUGCCGCGUUUGUCUGGAUGGGAACCUUGGAGACGAGUGGCUGCCGGUUGUCGACGGCGAUUUCGUUCCGGAUGUUCCAUCUCAGCUGAUCGCACAAGGACGCAUGGCAGAUGUCGCCCUGAUUCUAGGCUGGACGGCUCAAGAUGGCGUUCCUUUUGCAACUGGCAACAACAUUACGGCUCAAGAGUUCAUGCGACAUUAUCUCCCAGCUCUCGAGCCCCCUACCGUUGACAAGGUGCUGGAACUGUACCCUGCCUCUGACUUUCGACCCAGCUAUCGACCCAACGGAACCAUUUCUUUGUCGGUAGAGGACUAUCGUGCUGCUCAAGUCAUGCGAGACGUUGCUUUCACGUGCAGUGCGGUCGACUUUGCCCAGGGCUUGUCUAGGAUUCAAUCUGCUGGCAAUCAGGUGUUCUUGUACGAGUUCAAUCAGACCAUUUUCACGCCCAACCUGGAAAAUGAUGGAAGAUUUGGUUGGGGUGUUAUACACUCAAGCGAUAUCGCAUACGUGUUUGAUAAUCUGGACAUUUAUCUCAAGCCCGACUCACGUUUGAAGAAGGUGAACAUCACUGAGGUGGAUCGGUCUCUUGCUCAUCAAGUGUCGGGGGCUUGGUCCUCAUUCGCUACUUCCUUGAAGCCUUCCAUCGAAGGAAAGGAAACAUUACAGGGCUGGAUGCCUGCUCAGUUUGCCGAUGGCAAUCUGGGGACUUAUGUCAUCGGAGGAUCGAGCCAGGGGCCGUCAGAAGAGGGGUCUUCAGCCAGGGAGAGUGUGCUGAAAGAGAGGCUGCUCGAGAGGUGUAAGUUCUGGAAUCAAGUUGAGGUGGUUGCGCAGAUGCAGUAUUAG